Messenger RNA from Pararge aegeria (speckled wood butterfly), 1617 nucleotides. Its product is annotated as collagen alpha-1(III) chain-like. The record is from RefSeq and is a predicted model, not a curated record. Lineage: Eukaryota; Metazoa; Arthropoda; Insecta; Lepidoptera; Nymphalidae. Bases 187 to 1212 code for a protein of 341 amino acids. The transcript is spliced from 9 exons.
UAAUGAUUAGUACUGCCGGCUCCCGCCUUCAUGCCACCAUUUUGUUUGGCGAAUUUUGAGCGUUAGGCAGAUAACCUCCAAAGAUAUAAUUUUAAAUGUAAAGCAGUUACAGUAACAUAAAAUUAACUAAAUGAUAAAUUAAUUUCAUUUAUGGUACACUAUUACAGUACAUAAAACAUUUUCAUUAUGGAUGGCCCAAAUCGUGGAUUCCGAGGAGGAGGACGCGGCGGCCCUCGCGGCCGAGGAGGAUUUGAGAUGCGUGGCAGAGGUGGUGGGCCUGGUAUGCGAGGCCGCGGCGGCGGAGGCCUGCCUCCCAGGGGGGGCGGGCCACCCCGCGGGGGCCCACGUGGCUUUCGGGGAGGACCGAUGCGCGGCGGCGGGGCCGAUAGAGGCGGGAGAUUUCCCCCGGGCCCUCAAGGGCCGGGCCCUCAUCCUGUACCUACAAUUGAGUCUCGAGGUCCUCCACAAAGAGGAGGAUUCAACAAUAACAGAGGUGGUCCUGGUGGCAUGAGAGGAAGAGGUGGCCGAGGUAGAGGAGAUUUUGGGCCCCGAAAUGAUAGGGGAGGCCGCGGUGGCAUGCCAAUGAGAGGACGAGGUGGCAGAGGCGGAGGACCACAGACGGGUGGCCCACCUGGACCUCUCGGGCCCCCAGCUCCCAUCAUUGGGCCAAAUGCGCCCCCACGGCCAGCGCCUGCACCACAUCAAGCGGGACCGCCGCCAGGCCCGCAAGGGGCGCCAUUUAAGAGAGGUGGUGGUCCACAUAGUGGCCCUGGAGGGCCACCCAAACGUGGAAGAUUCGAGGGACCAAGGGGCGGACGGCCAGCAAGCUAUCAACCACCUGUGCACAAUGCUCCGCCAGCCAAUGGUUAUGGGCCACCUUCACAUACGGGGUAUCAGCCGUAUGAACAACCGCCGGCAGAUCCUUAUGCGUCACAAGCAUACACAUCAAGUUCAUAUCAAGGUAACUACUCGCAAGCACCAGCACCAACUACAAACUACAACACUAGCAGCGGCUAUGCUGCCAAUUACGGGUACUCCAGUGGGGGCCAAGGUUAUGAAAAUGAAAGCUAUGGCAAUGGCGCCGGUGACGCAGGCUAUGGCGCCGGAGAGCCGGCGUACGGCGCCGCACCAGCCUAUGAUACGUACUCACAACCCGCUUACAACUCCUACCAACAGCCUCAGGCGCAGUACAACAACUAUGGCAGUUGGUGAUCUCUUUGAGUCGAAAAACUAGGAACAUCUGUACUCAACUUUAAUAAUAAAUAGCUGGAUCAAUUGAUAUGAAGCAUUAAUGGAUGCAUAAUGGUUUCACUUAUUAUAUCAUAAUAGGGAAUAUAUUAUUAUAUAACAUGAUCAGUGUAACGUUUUGUUUGAAUGGUUAUGAAUUUGACUCUAGAAAAUUAAUGACGACGUGACUAAAAUAUGAUGAAAUAACAUAAGAAAGGAGCGAUUUGUUUUACUUUAUCGAUGAACCAUGUUUCAUAUAAGUCACAAUGGAAUGAAUGAGAUUUCCCGAUACAUUUUGUAUUAACACCGAUUAGUUGUAUUUAAUGGUACGUAAAAAAGGUACCAUGUUUAGAAAUAAGAAACUUAAUUUAAUAAAAUUUAAUGCCACAA